Messenger RNA from Mollisia scopiformis, 732 nucleotides. RefSeq lists its product as uncharacterized. The transcript has 3 exons. Gene Ontology annotation, molecular function: RNA binding. The record is from RefSeq and is a predicted model, not a curated record. NCBI's taxonomy places the organism in Eukaryota, Fungi, Ascomycota, Leotiomycetes, Helotiales, Mollisiaceae. Bases 1 to 732 code for a protein of 243 amino acids.
AUGGCAGAUGCAUCGGAAGCGCCCAAGAAGUCGAAGAAAGAGCGAAAGGCUGAACGAAGAGCAAAGGAAACGGCUGCCAAUGGCACAAAGAAGGAGGACGAUGCCGUAGAACCAGUUGUUGAAACCAAUAGCGAUGGCGUAAAGAAGGAGAAGCCUGAGACUGCAGAGGAUAAGAAAUCCAAGAAGAACAACAGGAACAGAGAGAAGAAGCGAAAGGGCGUUGUUACGAAUGGAGAUGCUGCUGCUACUGGAGAAGAGAAAGAUAAGAAGCCUGCGAGGUUUAUUGUUUUUGUUGGGAACCUCCCAUUUACAGCAACUACAGAGUCAAUAACAUCUCACUUCGCCUCUGUACAUCCCCAGUCUGUUAGACACUUGACCAAGAAGGAAGAUCCUACCAAGUCUAAGGGCUGUGCAUUUGUCGAGUUCGCUGGGUAUGAUCACAUGAAGACAUGUUUGAAGCUCAUGCAUCACUCUACAUUCGACGAUGGAAAGAGCGCACCCAGAAAGAUUAAUGUCGAGUUAACUGCUGGUGGAGGAGGCAACACCAAAGAACGGAAGACGAAGAUUGAAGCGAAGAACGCCAAAUUGAAUGAAGAGCGAAUUCGUAAGAUCCAUGAAGAGGAGAAAGCCAAGCUUGUCAAAGCGGCUGAAGGUGGAAAGAAUGGAGCUGCAGCUAUCGACGAGAGUGCUAUUCAUCCUAGCAGGAGAGGAAGAGUACCGACCAUGAAUUGA